GCCUACAAAAGAAGAGAAAGCCCCUAAUUUCUUUGAUUUGUACGCAACCACCAGAAAAAAGUACACACUAUAAUUCGGAAAGUCCUCCAGGAGGCCAUGAAUACUAAUCCUAUUCGGCAGGAACACACAAAUUACAAUAGAGAUCAUGCUGGAGUGUUGCCAAGAGAUCAUCAUGACCAGGAGCCGAAAAGGAAUUUUGUUGGGAGGGAUCGGGACAGCAGUAGUGCUAAAGAUCAGGGUAAAAACAAUAUGACCACUGAACGCCUUACCGAGAAGAGCAUGCGCAGGCCUGGAGAAGAAAGCCCAGUAGUAGAGCAGGAAUAUUUAAGCAGCAACGCCGAAAAAGGCACAAAACCCAAGACUGUUGUGGAUAACCCUAUUGGGUAUGAUCCUUUUCUGUUGUCAAAAGGGGACGGUGCUGGUGUUCUCGUGGGAGGAGACAAUAUCAACAAAGAUGAUCUGUUGUCAAAAGAGAAGAAAAAAAGUGGCAGAAGUAGUACUCCAUAUUCUGACCCUUCUGAAAAUGUCGUGGACAGCGUUCCACGGACAAGUUCACCACUUGAAAAGGAGAAGAAAGACCCUCCUAAAAUUAUGACUGCAACCGUAGGCCGGGGAGUCCAGUCAGAAAAUGUAGCAGGCCCGACUUACUCGACUACUGGACCAGUAGUACCGCCUCAAACUCAAAGUCAUUCUGAAAAAAAGACCGUCGAGAGCUUUCCACGAACAACUCCAUCUUAUGAAAAGGAAAAGAAAGAGAUGACGGGCGCCAUGCUUACUCUUGGAAACGAACAGAUAAAAGACGAUGGCCGGAAAACCCAAUAUACGGAUCCUCCGAAGACAACACAUGCGAGUACUGUAGGUAUCCAGUCAAAACCUGUAUCGACAUUAAUCCCGUUGAGUAGAACUCAGUCUCGUGGUCAAAAUACGAGCUUUGAGAGCAUCCCAUCGGUUGAAAAUGAAAAGAAAGGUAUAAUAUCAAACGGAACGGCCGGCCGAUAUCCCGACAGUCCAAAAAUGAAAGCAGCUGAUGAGGUCCCGUCGACUGUUGCAACAGAAAAAGAUGCAGCACCUAAAUCUAAAGCUGCGAACGUUGCAUCAACAACUCAAAAUGGGAAGAAAGUGUGCGUAGAGGCCGCCCCAUAUGUAGCUGAAAAAAAUAUAGCGGUGCCAUACUCUGGUAAUAAUGAAGCUCGAGCGAAUAAGACAUCAACAACUACUGGAUCGAAAGGAAAGGGAGAGGUAAAGCCAAAGAAAGGUAUUAUAUAUAAUCAGUUUGUCUCCCGAUAUAUAGGUCUACUUAUUUAUUUUAUAGUUUUUUUUUUAAUAAUUUUAUAGUUUACAGUUAGUAGUGCUGUCUUAGUUAAUUAAUUAUUGCAGAUUGCAGGAGUUUUAUUAGCUUAUAUCUUAAUUAGUUCAAUUUUUUAUUCAGUUUUUUUUUCCUUAUAUUUUUCAUAUGAUUGAAAUUUCCUAAUUUCAUAUAAUUAUUUUUUAUUUUUUUUAAGAAAGAUGACAGGACCCUGUAAUUAUGGGCAUGCAUGCAUAUAUGAUCAAAACUUAUAAGUACUUUACCUCCUAAUUAAAAAGUGUUUUGUAAACUAAGGAAAAGAUUUGUAAUGUCUAAUUAAUUACUUGUCGCAUAGGGAGAAAGAACUAUCAUGUGAAAGAGUAUGAUAUUGAUUAUUUUAAGUUGGUUUGGACCCAUUUAAUGCCCAGAAGACUGUCCCUGCUCCAUAUUAUAAGUCAAGAUCUGCAUGCGGAUCUAGGGGUCUGCGGAUCAUGUGGCCAAGCUAGCUGUUGAGGGAGGAGGCAAGUGGGUUUUGACUACUGCAUGCAUGCGGGAGGCAAUGCCAUUAUUAAGUAGUCGUGAUGUUUUAUGGAACAUAAAAUGUAAAGAGCAGAGUGCAAAUCAGUAGGCAUGAAUGUAAGACGUCACCAGAUUCAGUUUCUGCUCCUUAUUUCAUAAUCUGAUCGAUAAUGAUUCUUAGUUCGAUCGAAGUUUUGAUCAGGGUGCUUGUUUCUUGUAACUGUGCGUAUAUAUAGCUGAAAGUUUGAUCAGUUUGUAGAACUACUUUGGGAAGUGAUAGAUAGGUUUACAAAAAUAAAGUCUACAAAUUUAUAAUGUGAUUAAUUAGAUUAGCUAAAUGCGAUAUAUUAAGUCUACU
Messenger RNA from Carya illinoinensis, 2162 nucleotides. RefSeq lists its product as uncharacterized. Lineage: Eukaryota; Viridiplantae; Streptophyta; Magnoliopsida; Fagales; Juglandaceae. The transcript is spliced from 7 exons. The record is from RefSeq and is a predicted model, not a curated record. The coding region runs from base 97 to 1335 and encodes 412 amino acids.